AUGCUAGUUUCGAAACAUUGGUCAGCGAACGCCGUUCGUUAUCUGUGGCUUCAACCUUUUCACUCGAACCUCAGCAAGACUGCCCAACAAUCCCUAAUAAACACGUAUCUCAAAUGUCUAACGAAUGAUCAACGCGAUGAGCUUAAAUUCAGUGGAAUUAAAUUCCCUCUCAGUAAAUUUCCGAAAACACAUCGUUCCACAACGUACGCAUACUCCGCUUUCCUAAAACACCUAAAUUUUUAUAAACUUGUCGCUUUCGUCGGUGCACGUGAACAAGAGUUGGAAGCGGACCAUUACGAUCAAAUGUCGAAAAUACGGGUGGUCUUACGUACUAUGCUACGAUUAUUUGUAGAGUACGGAGCAACUAUUCAAUCUUUGAUCAUUUCUACUCGCGUCGGUCCGUAUCCGGUACAAGACCACGAUGACGCUCUCGCUACACCCGAAGCUAAAACUUUACUGCGCAAUAUCAAAAAAUUAAAGAUUGAAGCCACAAAAUACAUGUUCGCUGAAAUAUUUGGAAGUUUGGCAACCAUCUCAUGCAAUGUGAGAGACUUGGAUAUUGAAUGGUCCGAUAUGUUCCGGUAUCAGAACGUAUCCGAAAUUAAAGCCAAUUGGAAUAAGCUCUUAUCGGCGCCUAAAAACUUGGACCAUUUCCGACUAUACAAUUCUGAACGUUCCGAUAUAAUUGGUCCAGCUCUCGUUCAUCAGCAGCACGCAUUACGCACCGUUAAUCUCGAAAAAGUAGAUUUCGAAAGUUCUGAACCGCUUAUCGAAUUAGCAUCGUGCAAAAACUUGACUACACUGCAAUUCAAAGAUUGUACGCAUGUGACCUCUGAACUAAUCGAACCCAUGAUUAAGGCAAAACUUUCUCACUUACGACACAUUGAUUUAUCGGGAAAUAACGAGUGUCAAGAGUUGCUUGAUUGGGCUAAAAAA
Molecule: messenger RNA, 936 nt
Organism: Ambispora leptoticha
Lineage: Eukaryota; Fungi; Glomeromycota; Glomeromycetes; Archaeosporales; Ambisporaceae
Source: the annotation of a GenBank genome assembly